CCUCCAAACGUCACUUCCGGUGGGUCUGUUGGGAGUUGGCGGUGGUAGUCAAGGCCUAAAUCCGGCCUGCCAAAGGAGAGCCCCAGCUGGUUCCUGCCCCAACCUCAACGCCUUUGGAAGUCAUGGCUUCCCCUCUGAAGCUACAGCAGGAUAUGCAAGGCAAGGUAGACUCGUUUCGGGCCCGUAUUGCCCAGGAGGCCGAGGAGCUGGUAUCAACCUUCUUCCCUCAGAAGCUGUCGGAGCUGGAUAGCCAGGUCCAGGAGCUCUGGCUGCAGGAUUUGUCCCGAAUCCGUUCAGUGCCGGCUCCAGAGCCCCUGGCCACCCCAGACACGGCAGGAGAUGGGCCCAAUCGGGAUUUGCCACCUCUCCAGACCCAGGCCCCGCGCAAAGUACCUGCACUGCCUAGCCGAGAGGGAUGCCUGUUGCGGAGCAACCAGCAUCUGGUGGAGUUGAUUGAGCGGGUUAAGCCUGAGAUUGAGCUGCUGAGAGAGAAGUGCAACACAGUGCGGAUGUGGGUGCAGCUGCUCAUUCCGAAAGUGGAGGACGGCAAUAACUUUGGAGUGUCUAUCCAGGAGGACACCGUGGACCAGCUAUGGACCGUGGAGAGCACUGCGACCUCCUAUCUACGCCGCUUCUCCACCUACUAUAAUACCCGGGCCAAGUUGGUGUCCAAGAUAGUGAAGUACCCGCAGGUGGAAGAUUAUCUCCGCACCAUAGCAGAGGUCGACGAAAAUGAGUAUCUGAGUGUGCGCCAGAUCUUGCUGCACGUCCGGAACCAGUAUGCUACCUUGCAUGAUGUAAUCCUCAAGAACAUUGACAAGAUCAAGACCCCUCGAAGCACCAACACCGACAACCUAUACUGAGGACCUUCCACUGCACUUUUCUGUAGGAGUAGGCUGAGCUGUGUAAACAGCUAGCAGGCUGGUUAUUAAUGACUGCAGGCGGUGCAAGGAUUGGAAAAUGUGUGUUACCUUUUAGUUAGAAUUUUAUGCAGCCUGUGCUCAUACUGAAUCUUCUUAAUGUAAUUUUUUAUUUUUCUUUUAGGGGACAAUUGAAACAAACCAUCUGGUAGAAUGUAGUAAGAUUAGCCAAAGAGAAAGGACUGCCAUUUUAAAAAGCAGCUUUGUAAGUGAACGUUGGUCAGUUUGUGUUACAUUGGUGACAUCGAAUGGUUUCGAGAGGUUACUUAAAAGGCAAAGUUUAAAGGAAAGUUGAAGAUUUUCCUAAAGUGUUCUGCUAAAGGUUACUUUGUUCAAAACUAGUAUGUCCCCUUUACACCAUCGUUGACUUUUUUGCACGGAAAGGAGUUUAAAGUGAUGCGUUUAGGUUAUUGUAUACCUUCAUUUUA
Molecule: messenger RNA, 1348 nt
Organism: Fukomys damarensis (Damara mole-rat)
Lineage: Eukaryota; Metazoa; Chordata; Mammalia; Rodentia; Bathyergidae
Product: proteasome activator complex subunit 3-like
Exons: 1
Coding region: 123-863 (246 amino acids)
Biological process (GO): positive regulation of endopeptidase activity; regulation of proteasomal protein catabolic process; regulation of G1/S transition of mitotic cell cycle
Cellular component (GO): cytoplasm; nucleoplasm; proteasome activator complex
Molecular function (GO): endopeptidase activator activity
Source: RefSeq, a predicted model, not a curated record